Molecule: messenger RNA, 1426 nt
Organism: Cladocopium goreaui
Lineage: Eukaryota; Dinophyceae; Suessiales; Symbiodiniaceae
Source: the annotation of a GenBank genome assembly
GCUGAAAGACGCCUAUGACGUUGUCAAAGAUCCUGCAACAAAGAGCCUGAAAGGUGCAGACCGUGAUUCUCUCAAAAAGUUGCAGAGACUGGUUGAUGAUGCAGUCUACAUUGCAGUUAUGACCUUUUUGAAGAAGGAGUGCAAUUCCUUCAUUGAGGACUUCGGCAAGGCCAUUGGCAAGAGACAGCCUUUUGAGCGAGAGCUUCUUGGACCAGACUCAUGCCUGUUGUGUUUGGGAGAUGUCGGCACGACUGGCAAGUUUGCCAAGCAGGUGUCGGACCAUUUCAAGAUUGGCCUUACCUUCGUUUCUCGAGUGAAUGAGGCUUUGGAAGGAAAGCUUGAUCCCAAGGAAGCACAGCAGUGUGUUGAGGAGUGGGAGACGUGGUCUGAGGAAGUGAAAGAGUUGCUCUGUGGCCAAGUGAAUUCCUCUGCCAUUGAUGCGGCUAGCAGUUGUCUCAAGUUCGUUGCAGACAACAUCUUGGCUGAUCCUGACGUUGAACUACCGGAGAAGAAAGUCACGCAGUUUUGUCAGGAUGUGGAAAAAUCAGCUCGCAUGUCAAGCGUCAUGGACCAGGAGGAAGGAGAGUCUAUCAGGGAAGGUCUGAACAUCUUGGAGAAGCUUGUCAGGUCGGUCGCUGUGUUGAAAAGUGAGGCAGUCAAUGCCAAAGGGGAAAAGGAUGAAAAUGGGGAGAUUACAUCUAAACAGCUUGAAGAUCUUGGUGCCUACUACCAGAUUCUAGAGAACAGCAAGCCUGGUGAAAUGAAGGUCGCUUUGGAGGCCCUAAGUGGUAUCAUUUCAGGUUCCAGUUCCGACAAGUCAGACAAGGACAAGGACAAGCCUCGUCACAUCAAAGAGUUUGACUCGGUGAUUGGUGAUUUCCUGGUUUGUCAUGAUGAGAGUGUUCAGGAGCAGGUUGGUCUUCUUCGGACCUCAUUCACUGAGGAAGUGAAAGCCAUUGAAAUCCCAGAGACUUUGGAGCUUCUGCCGGCCUUGGUGGAGCCUUGUACACUGAGCCAUUUCUUUGAGGAUGCAACGAUCACUUUGAUCAAAGACUCUUUUGGCAAAGAUGCAAGCACGCCUGUCAUUGAGGCUGCUGUGGCUUUGGAAGAAGCCAUCCGGAACAUUCAGCGUGGGGCGACUGGCCUAAAGAUGAAGCCUGAAGUGUUCUUCCCUGAGUAUCCACACGUGGAAUCGACUUGGAAGAAAUGCUUGCUCUGGAUGACAACUGGCAACAUUCUGGGAACCCUGUGCUCAAAGUCCGUUCGGAAAUCGAUUCAAGCAAAGUCGAAGAUCACAGAUGCAGUCUCUAACAAUAUCAAGGGUGCAUUGGAAGUGGUGGAUGAUCACAAGCUGGAGGUGCCUGGUCACAUCUUGAACAUUGCCAAGGCCCUUUUGGCUGGAGAGCGCUCAGAUGUCUUGAAGUAG